ACAAAUAGUAACAAACAAUAACAUGGAGUGCUCUCUUUUCUGCAGUGUGAGGAGAUUUACCCUCAUCCAAGAUGCCUGGAAUCAAAAUACGUGAUGAAGAUCGAGAAAAAAUCAACGCGAAGUAUAUUUGUAGUCAUCUCCUCCUUGUCAAUCCAAUGCAGACAAUGUGUGGACACUUGUUUUGUCAAUCUUGUAUUAACAUUAUACUUGGAGAUCCUGAUCUAAAAUGUCCUGAAGAUCAAGAAAAAUUGAGCCGAAAUGAUGUUUUCCCUGAUGCUUUUACGAAACGUGAGUUGAAAAGUAUUCGUUUACAUUGUCCUUCUGAACAAUGUGAAUGGUUUGGCUCCUACGAAGAAUUGGAAGGUCAUUAUCAAGUUUGUGAGCAUGCGCUCAUCAGCUGCGUACAUAAGCAGUGUAACAUUCAGUUACCUCGCUCUCUCCUUGGUGAACAUUUGAAGAAUGAAUGUGAAUAUCGCAAUGUAAAAUGUGAAUAUUGUGGUAAAGAUGUCCCGUAUGCUUUACUUAAGGAUCACAUGGAAAAUGUGUGUGAGUAUUAUCCUGUGGUUUGUAAAUAUUGUAAGAAAAAGAUACCAAGGAAAGAUAUUGAACAACAUCAAAGUACGACCUGUGAUGAAGUGCCGACUAAAUGUGAAUUUCAAGCUAUUGGAUGUAACCCUGAUAAAACUAUCCUCCUGUUACGAUAUGUUAUGGCAUUUGUUACACAGUUAAGUAAAUAUGUACCACGUCCAGAGUUUACCACUGCUGUUCAAAACAUGGCUGACCAAGUUACUGCUGUUCGUGCAAAUCUUUCAGAGAAAUUUGUUAUGUUAGUGGGUAAACUUACAGGUCUUGAAAGAAGGAUUGAGAGUCUCGAGGCUCGUGGUGAUAACGAUAGUAAUAAUGCCAACUCGUCAUUAGAGGUUUCUUCGAUGCGUGAUAAAAUUCCAACUCUCGAACGACAAGUGAGAGAAAAUUCCUCAACUUUACUACGAUAUCGUGAGUGCUUAGAUCAAAUUGAUGAAUCACUAGCUAGAAACACGGUGAAGAUUACGGACCUUGAAGCGCAACGUGGCUCGCGUGCACUGGGGUCGAAUAAAGCCAUACACAGCUACAAUGGUACGUUACUUUGGAAAAUAGAUAACUACAAUAGGAAAAGACAGGACGCCAUUAAUGGUAUCAAAACAGUAUUGUACAGUGCACCAUUCUACAGUUCUCAAUAUGGUUACAAGAUGUGUGCUAAGAUCUAUAUGAAUGGUGAUGGUUUUGGAAAGGGAACUCAUUUAUCUUUGUUCUUUGUUGUCAUGAAAGGUGAUUACGAUGCGCUACAAUCAUGGCCAUUUCAAAAGAAGAUCACAAUGAUGUUAAUGGAUCAAGGAAAUGGUGAUCACAUGAUUGAUGCUUUUCAUUCAGAUCCUCAAAGUUCCUCAUUUCAACGACCAAAGUCAGAUAUGAAUAUCGCUUCUGGAUCACCACUCUUCAUGCCAUUGGAAAGUUUAAAUAAUCGCCAGUAUAUCAAAGAUGAUACAUUGUUUAUAAAAAUGAUCGUCGACUGAGUUUGCAGCUAAUGGAAAUGAUAUCUCAUAGAAAAAUACUUUUCAGGAGGAAGCUGAUAUUUCAUGAAAAAUGCUUUUCAAGCGAAAGUGACACUUUCUUCCUUGCAAUAUAUCACUUGUUAUUAUUCGUUUACUCUUCGAAGACAUAAAGCAACAAAAUUUCAAUUUUUCCCAUUGCACACUACUACAACGUAAUAUAUACAUUGUUUGUAUGU
Xenia sp. Carnegie-2017 is the source of this 1768-nucleotide messenger RNA. Its product is annotated as TNF receptor-associated factor 3-like. Gene Ontology annotation, molecular function: tumor necrosis factor receptor binding; zinc ion binding; ubiquitin protein ligase binding. Gene Ontology annotation, biological process: protein K63-linked ubiquitination; regulation of apoptotic process; tumor necrosis factor-mediated signaling pathway. Lineage: Eukaryota; Metazoa; Cnidaria; Anthozoa; Malacalcyonacea; Xeniidae. The record is from RefSeq and is a predicted model, not a curated record. The coding region runs from base 72 to 1553 and encodes 493 amino acids. The transcript has 8 exons. Gene Ontology annotation, cellular component: plasma membrane signaling receptor complex; cytoplasmic side of plasma membrane.